AAAAAUAUAUAUUCUGAUAUAAAUUGAUAUUUUAUCUUUUAUUAAAUUUUUUGCUAAUAUUUAUUAAUCGUCACUUUAUUGUAAUUUAUUAUUAUGUUUUCAAACUGUGAAUAGUGAUAAUUUGUGUAUACAGUGUUUUACAGUUUCGCAUCCAGUAUUUUGCGAAUUUCCCAAGUUUUGUUUAAAAAUGCACAAAUUAAGUUGCAUCACGGGUUUUUGUGUAUUAUUUAGUAGCGAGACACGGGACUUCCUCAUGAGAUAUCAAUUGGUGUUCAUUUAAUCUAUAGUGUCCUUGUAAUUUACGAAAAUCGUCUCGGGGCGUAACCAUAUUAUUCUCUGGACGAAGGCUGUGCUAAAAUGAUAUUUUUUACCUUUUUCUGAAACCUAGUAGACUGUGUUUGUGUGCAAAAUGGCUGAUGACGAAGUUUUAUUCGACGAUGUGUAUGAAUUAUGUGAAAUUAUUGGCAAAGGACCAUUCAGCUUGGUCCGCCGCUGUGUCCACCGUCAAACUGGGCAGCAGUUUGCUGUGAAGAUUGUUGAUGUGGCACGAUUUACCGCCAGCCCUGGAUUAAGUACUGCAGAUCUCAAAAGAGAGGCUACAAUAUGCCACAUGCUGAAGCAUCCACACAUUGUGGAACUUCUCGAGACAUACAGUUCCGAAGGAAUGUUGUACAUGGUGUUUGAAUAUAUGGACGGUUCUGACCUCUGCUUUGAAGUGGUGCGCAGGGCAAGUGCCGGAUUUGUCUAUAGUGAGGCUGUAGCUUGCCACUACAUGCGUCAAAUACUGGAAGCGCUCCGGUACUGUCAUGAGAACGACAUAGUGCACCGGGAUGUUCGGCCCCAUUGUGUGUUGCUGGCUGGUCGAGAUAAUUGUGCUCCUGUGAAACUUGGAGGGUUCGGUGUAGCCGCUCAACUUCCUACGCCGACAUCACAUCGCGCACCACCAGAAUUGGUGAUGGACAAUCGACCGCUAAUGGGUCCUAUGGGCCAAGCGUAUCUCAAAUCAGAUGAGUACGGUCGUAUCGGCACUCCUCACUACAUGGCUCCCGAAGUGGUCUCCAGCCAGUUAUACGGCAAGCCAGUGGAUGUGUGGGCCGCUGGUAUUCUACUGCACGUGCUUCUGGUUGGAUAUUUGCCAUUCACCGGCACUAGAGAACGACUGUUUGAAGCGAUCUGCCGUGGGAGAUUGAGGUUCGAUGCACCCCUCUGGGAUGACGUCAGUGAUGCUGCCAAAGAUUUGGUCCAACGUAUGCUCACAGUGGACCACACCCAAAGAAUAAACAUCCAAGAGGUCCUUAAUCAUCGAUGGAUAAGGGACCGUGACAAGCAAAACCGUAUUCACCUAGCCGGUACAGUGGAAGAACUGAAGAAGUUCAACAGCAGACGGCGUCUUCGGGCUGCAACGCUUGGUGCUGCGGCUGCUGAUGAUGAGGAGGACGAAGAGCAGACUGCUCGCCGUCAGGUCAUGUUGGAAGAGGCAAACGCUGCUGCUGUUAAUCUAGUCGUGGAAUCUUUGGACGACGUGUCUGUACUGCAGGAUGGACCAACAUUCAUGGAUCCUGAUUUGUUUCAUAGUGUACUUGAUGACUUGCAGUUGAGGGCGCUUUUAGAGGUGUACGACCGCAUCGCGUGUACGGUGGUGGUGACGAGCGGGCGCGCGCCGGCCGCCGAGGGUCGGCAGCGGUGCCGGCAGGCGCUGGAGGCGGCCGCCAGGCUGCGGCACGCGGCCAACGCGCCCGCCGCCGCCACGCCCGCCACCGCCGCCGGCAUACACGAGCUGCGGAGGGUGCUCGCGCUGCCUCACAUCAAGCGGUGCCGGCAGGCGCUGGAGGCGGCCGCCAGGCUGCGGCACGCGGCCAACGCGCCCGCCGCCGCCACGCCCGCCACCGCCGCCGGCAUACACGAGCUGCGGAGGGUGCUCGCGCUGCCUCACAUCAAGCGGUGCCGGCAGGCGCUGGAGGCGGCCGCCAGGCUGCGGCACGCGGCCAACGCGCCCGCCGCCGCCACGCCCGCCACCGCCGCCGGCAUACACGAGCUGCGGAGGGUGCUCGCGCUGCCUCACAUCAAGCGGUGCCGGCAGGCGCUGGAGGCGGCCGCCAGGCUGCGGCACGCGGCCAACGCGCCCGCCGCCGCCACGCCCGCCACCGCCGCCGGCAUACACGAGCUGCGGAGGGUGCUCGCGCUGCCUCACAUCAAGGUGGCAUAA
Messenger RNA from Achroia grisella, 2206 nucleotides. RefSeq names its product peripheral plasma membrane protein CASK-like. Bases 410 to 2206 code for a protein of 598 amino acids. Gene Ontology annotation, biological process: protein phosphorylation. Gene Ontology annotation, molecular function: ATP binding; calmodulin binding; calcium/calmodulin-dependent protein kinase activity. The record is from RefSeq and is a predicted model, not a curated record. NCBI's taxonomy places the organism in Eukaryota, Metazoa, Arthropoda, Insecta, Lepidoptera, Pyralidae. Gene Ontology annotation, cellular component: cytoplasm; neuron projection. The transcript is spliced from 15 exons.